GCUACAUCGUCUCACAUCCUACAUAAAGUACCUCCCUCCACUGCGUAAACGGAACUUCACUUUUUCGCAGAAUUGACGUCGUUGUUAGAACUAUAAGAAGGCUAGAGUCCCAGGGCCUCCUGUGCUCCCUUGCCGUUCCAAUCACGUACUGUCAAAUCAGCCACCUUACGAUAUCCCUUCCACCUGAAGCAAGUUUGUAUAUGAUACUGAAGUGCUGGCAAGAUCCUUAAAUAACUCAGGCCUUUCCAUUUGAUCAUGAAAAAUCUUACAUUCAAGGCCUAUCGCCAGCCAUCCAAAAGCAAAGACAAAGAGCAGCCACAGCAAGAUGCGGCCGCAGAUCCCCAGCAGAGCUCCUAUCUGAAGCGCCGAGAGCAAGUUCGAAAAGCACAACGAACCCACCGUGAACGAAAAGAGGCAUACAUCAAAUCCUUGGAGAGUGAGGUUCUUCAACUCCGCACCAACGAAACGAAGAUCAUGCAAGAAACGAUGGGUCUUUAUAAGGAAAUUGGACGACUUCAGAAGCUGCUGGCCCAGAACGGGAUUGAAGCCUCACCCUCGCAAUAUGUCCAAACCGCCCCUUCGAGUUCAGGGGACGAUGUCCCGACCACAUCGGUUCUCAGCGUUCGACGAAACCGUAAAUUGGAUCAAAUUCACGUAGGGGGUAGUGAUUCUCAGACUGGAACUGACGACUUCUUCCUUUCUGGGGAUAGUUCUAGCGCGCCAAACAGUCGCUGGAAGAAUUUCUUCGGGAAGAAACCCAGUCAAGGGUCUGACGGAGGUAGUUCUCAAGGUCAAACAUCCAACCCAGCAAUAAGUCCUGACGCCGGAGUCGAAGAAGCCCCUAUAGCCUCCGCAGGCAUCGCCCAAAUGGACCUCGCAAACGUAGGGAUGGAAUUCGUGCUGACUCUAGAAAGCCCCUGUCUCCACCACACCCAAGGCAAUCCAAAGGAACCGCACGCUCCAUCCGGCCACGCUUUAACAGUUUCCGCUCCUCUGCUCUUCCAAGCACCUUCAGCCUCCACAUCGCAGCUCCCGUCAUCGAACUGGGAGGCGCCAAAGCUAGGCCUGGAAAGGCUGUUGGAGCUCUCUUCGAAUAUAGAAUUGGGCGACGACGAGAUGACGCCUGUGCAAGCAUGGAAUUACAUCCGGAAUCAUGAUGCUUUUACGCAGAUAGACGUGCAAUCACUGAGGAAGUUGACGCAGGAUUUGCUGGGGGUGGUUAAGUGUUAUGGGUUUGGUGCUGUUAUCGAGAAAACUGUGUUGGAGAAUAUGGUUUUUGAUUCUUUCGUGGUUGGAAGGGUGUUUUCAAGCUCGAUCUAGUGAGCAUGUGCUAUGGCUUGAAGGGUCGUAGCAGCAUGCUGGCGUUGGUACAUUCGUAGAAUAUACCAAUAAGAAAUGAUACAAAGGAAAACUACAGCUUAUUUGAAG
Molecule: messenger RNA, 1428 nt
Organism: Mytilinidion resinicola
Lineage: Eukaryota; Fungi; Ascomycota; Dothideomycetes; Mytilinidiales; Mytilinidiaceae
Exons: 5
Coding region: 256-1320 (354 amino acids)
Cellular component (GO): RNA polymerase II transcription regulator complex
Molecular function (GO): DNA-binding transcription activator activity, RNA polymerase II-specific; transcription cis-regulatory region binding
Source: RefSeq, a predicted model, not a curated record